Messenger RNA from Cygnus olor (mute swan), 6699 nucleotides. RefSeq lists its product as uncharacterized. The record is from RefSeq and is a predicted model, not a curated record. Lineage: Eukaryota; Metazoa; Chordata; Aves; Anseriformes; Anatidae. Bases 75 to 5966 code for a protein of 1963 amino acids. The transcript is spliced from 20 exons. Gene Ontology annotation, biological process: regulation of DNA-templated transcription.
CCCCGCUCGGCAGCGCGCUCUCCCCGCCGCGGCCCGGCCCCAGCCGCCGGGGCCCGGCCCAGCUCCGCGGGGCCAUGGCCGAGUGGGCGCCCGCCCAGGUGCAGGAGUGGAACGUGGAGCCCCCCCACCUGAUGCCGCUGCAGCCGCCGCUGCUGCCCGAGCGGGCGCACGUGCGGGAGGCACAGCUGCACUCCGCCGAGGCCUCGCUCUGGACCGUGGUGGCCACGGUGCAGGCGAUGGAGAGGAAGAUCGACCUCCUGGCCACCCGCCUGCUCAGCCUGGAGGGCCGCUCCGGCACGGCCGAGAAGAAGCUCCUGGACUGCGAGAAAACCGCCAUGGAGUUCGGCAACCAGCUGGAGAGCAAGUGGGCCGUGCUGGGCACCCUCAUCCAGGAGUACGGGCUGCUGCAGCGGCGCCUGGAGAACGUGGAGAACCUGCUGAAGAACAGGAACUUCUGGGUGCUGCGCCUGCCCCCCGGCCCCCGGGGAGAGGUGCCCAAGGUGCCGGUGACGUUUGUUGACAUUGCCGUCUACUUCUCGGCGGAGGAGUGGAAGAAUUUGGAGGAGUGGCAGAAGGAGCUGUACAAUAACCUGGUGAAGGAGAACUAUGAGUCUUUGAUCUCCCUGGCAGACGCAGCCCUGGCCAGGAGCGACGCGCAGCCCCGGCUGGAGCGCGGGGAGGUGCCCUGCGUCCCCGAGCAGAGGGACCUGGAGCCACGGGAGCUGCCGGCGGACGCCUGCGCGGAGCCGCUGAUCUCCACCUCCGACAUCCUGUCCCGGAUCAAGCAGGAGGUGGCGUUCGUGGGGGAGCAGCAGUUCGGGGAGGACCGGGGGAUGCCCGCGGACCCCUGUGCAGGUGCUGACGCCCUGAUCACGGCGCACGACUUCUUGUCGUGGAUCAAGCAGGAGGAAGAGCCGUGCGUCAGGGAGCCCUGGGAGCUGCCGGAGAGGGAAAUCCUGACCGGUCCCGGCCCCGCCGGCGAGGGGCUGAUGGUGAAGACGGAGGAGCGGUGUCCCCGCGCCGAGCCCCCAGAGGAGGUGCUGCCGGGUGCCUCCGCGGAGCUGCUCUUCCCGGGCUCGGGCUUCGGGAGCCCCGAGGGACAGGCAGCGGUGGCCGCGGGAGCCCUGCCCGCACAGCACAGACUGGGCAAAGCCCUGGGUGCGGAGCCGGGGCCGGGGGCUGAGCCCGGGGGGGUCCCGGCUGCGGCGGCACCGUCCGAGGAGCGCCCUCACGGCUGCGCCGAGUGCGGGAAGAGCUUCAGCGGGAAGAAGAGCCUGCGGAUCCACCAGCGGAGCCACGCGGCCGAGCGCCCUUACCCCUGCGCCGAGUGCGGCAAGAGCUUCAACUGCCACUCGGGGCUGGUGCGGCACCAGAUGAUCCACCGCGGCGAGCGGCCCUACAAGUGCGCCGAGUGCGGCAAGUGCUACAGCCGCAAGGAGCACCUGCAGAACCACCAGCGGCUGCACACGGGCGAGCGGCCCUUCGUCUGCGCCGCCUGCGGCAAGAGCUUCAUCCGCAAGCAGAACCUGCUCAAGCACCAGCGCAUCCACACGGGCGAGCGGCCCUACCAGUGCCCGGCUUGCGGCCGCAGCUUCCGCUACAAGGAGUCCCUCAAGGACCACCAGCGCGUGCACGGGGCCGAAGCGGGACCCCCGCCGCUGCCACCCCCCGGAUUGCCCCCCGGGGUCGCGCCACUUGUGCUUGAGGUCGUCGAUGGAGCGCUCGGUGUAGCCCAGGAAGUUGACGCGGCUUUGGAUUUGGGUCCAGAGCUGCUUCCGCCGCACAGGGGCCUCAGUGAGCACCGUGGGGCCCUGGCAAAGGCCUUGGCCAUGGUGAACCCCUCGAGUCCAUCAAGGGAGCCUUGGAGCUACGGCAAAGUCCUUGGCCAUGUCAAGCACCUCAAGGCCAUGGCAAAGACAAUAGCGAAGGCCAUGGCCACGGCCCGCCGCUCCCCCCCCCCCGCCGCCCCCCGCCGCCGGGCCAUGGCCGACUGGGCCCCCGCGCAGGACCUGGAGUGGGCCAUGGAGCCCCAGGAGCUGGCGCUGGAGCAGCCCCUGGCAGCCCCCGAGGAGGGCCCCGGCGGCGAGGCCGAGCUGCAGGCCGCCGAGCUGUCCCUGACGCUGGUGACCGAGGUGCAGGCGGUGGACAGGAAGGUGGACGCGCAGGCGGCGCAGCUGAUGAACCUGGAGGGCCGGAUGCGGAUGGCCGAGACCAAGCUGAUCGGCUGCGAGAAGACGGCCGUGGAGUUCGGCAACCAGCUGGAGAGCAAGUGGACGGCGCUGGGCACCCUCAUCCAGGAGUACGGGCAGCUGCAGAAGCGCCUGGAGAACAUGGAGAACCUGCUGAGGAACAGGAACUUCUGGAUCCUGCGCCUGCCCCCCGGCGCCAAGGGGGAGGUCCCCAAGGUCCCCGUGGCGUUCAGUGACGCUUCAUUUAGCUUCUCGGAGGAGGAGUGGAAGAACUUGAACGAGUGGCAGAAAGAGCUUUACAGGCAUAUCAUGAAAGGCAACUACGAGGCCGUGAUCUCGAUGGACACUGCCAUUUCAAAACCUGACCUCCUGUCGCGGAUUGAGCAAGGAGAGGAUCCCAACGCUGAGGAGCAGGAUGACUCUGAGGGAGGAGAAACUCCCACGGAUCCCAGCACUGAGUUUUCCUUUCCCGGUCCCGAUGACAGCUCGUGGGGUAAAUACGAAGAGACUCUGGCUGAAAGUCACGACGGCUCCGAGGAAGAGGAGAGCAUGGAGGCCCCCAGUACAUAUGCACAGCAGUGUGAUGAGGAAGGUCCUGACAGCCUUGAGCUUCCUAGCUCGUUAGCAGGAAAGUGGGAAGAUGUUUUCUCAAACCCGGAGGAAGAGGUAAAGCCAAGCGGCAAGAGUCGGAGCGGAUCGACCCCGCAGCAGAGAGCCGCGACGGGCAACGGGCUGAGGCGCUCCGCUCGCCGCGGGAGAGACUUGGCAAAGAAGGACGCUCCCGAGGAAGCGGCCGCAGUGGAGGGGCCGUACAUCUGCUGCGAGUGCGGGCAGAGCUUCCUGGACAAGCAGCUCUUCGCUGCCCAUCAGAGAGCGCACGCGGGUGAGGAAGCCUGCACUUCCCUGGAGCCCGGGGAGAGCUUCAGGCAGAAAUCCAAAACCUCUCCGAAAGGCCAGGGCCCGUCCCGCUCCAAGGCGUCCAAGCGCGCCGACUCGGAGAAGAGCUCCGCUUUCAAGUACGGCUUCGUCAGGCACCAGGCGAACAACAUGGUGGAGAGGCCGUACACCUGCUCGCAGUGCAAGGAGAGCUUCAGCCUGGAGGUGAGCCUCAUCUUGCACCAGAAGCUCCACACGGGGAAGGGUGACGGGCCGCUGACCUGCACCUACUGCGGGAAGGACUUCCGAGACCUCUCCAAAGCCAUCCGGCACCAGCGCAUCCACACGGGGGAGCGGCCGUACCAGUGCACGGAGUGCGGGAAGAGCUUCAUCCGGCGGGACCACCUGCUCAAGCACUGGCGGGUCCACACCGGGGAGACGCCGUACCAGUGCCCCGUCUGCGGGAAGCACUUCCGCUACAAAGAGUCUCUGAAUUGCCACCAGAAAAUCCACUCCCGCAACCCCCGGCCCAUGGAGGAGUCGCAGCACAACUUGGAGUCGGCCACUCAGACGGGCCACUUCUGCCUGAAAAAAGAAACUAAGCAGGUGACAGCGCCAGCCUGUCCCCCCGGGGUGUCACCUCCCCGUCCCCAUAGCAACGGGGCUGCGCUGCCCCUUGUGUGUCCCCCCCCCCCCAAGUGUCACCUCCGUGUCCCCCUGCAGCAGGCCCUGCCUGUCCCAUGGGGCCCAGCCGUAAGCAGCUUAACAGGGUCAGCGCCCUGCGGGGACGCGGGGACGCGGGACGGGGACAUCGGCGCCACCCCGGGGUGGCUCAGCCCCGAGGGGGUCCCCCAGCGCCUCGGGGGGGGGGUCCCCAGGGCUGCGCCCGUCCCCGGUGACACCCGUCCCUGCCCGCAGGCGCCGGAGCCGGUGCUGCAGCCGCGCUGCCCCUCGCCCUUCCAGCCGCCCGCCGGCCCCGAGCGCACCUCGGAGCGGGAGACGCAGACGGCGGAGCUGUCCCUGACGGUGGUGGCGGCCGUGCAGGCGGUGGAGAGGAAGGUGGACUCCCACGCCACCCGCCUGCUGGACCUGGAGGGCCGGACGGGGGUGGCUGAGAAGAAGCUGAUCGACUGCGAGAAGACGGCGGCGGAGCUGGGGAACCAGCUGGAGAGCAAGUGCGCGGCGCUGGGCACCCUCAUCCAGGAGUACGGGCUGCUGCAGCGGCGCCUGGAGAACAUGGAGAACCUGCUGAAGAACAGGAACUUCUGGAUCCUGCGCCUGCCCCCCGGCAGGAAGGGGGAAGUCCCCAAGGUGCCGGUGACGUUCGACGACGUGUCCGUCUAUUUCAACGACAAGGAAUGGGAGAAGCUGGAGGAGUGGCAGAAGGAGCUGUACAAGAACGUGAUGAAGGGGAACUACGAGUCGCUGAUCUCCCUGGACUAUGCAAUUUCCAAACCCGGUGUUUUGUCCCAGAUCGAGCAAGGGGAGGAAUCGCGGGUCAGGAAUGAGCAGGACUUGGAGGAGAGCGAGAUCAUAACCGAUGCCACCGCAGCUGGCAUAAGGGUUGUGAUCAAAACGGAGGAGCUGCUUCCUGAGGACAGCCCCGAAAACCCAGAGCUGCACGGGAUGUCGGGACAGUCGGAGGGGAGCUUCCAGAGCCCGGACGAGGAGGCCGCCUGCGAGAGCCCCUACGGCUCCGUCUCCCCUCCGAGAGACCUCCCGGGCACCAGCCUGGGCGACCCCUCCGAGUACGUCGCUGACUUCAACGAGAUCCAGAGGGUCAUCGUGCACCACGGCAGCUGCACAGAGGACGGGAUCGUGAUCAAGACGGAGGAGGAGGAGGAGGAGGACGACCCGGACACGCUGGAGCCGUGCGCCAUGUUCUCGGGGCGGACCGAGCCGCCGGCCUUCCCCAACCACGAGGCCGGGCUGGGCUGCGAGGCGCAGUGCAGCUCCAAGGCGCCGCCGCGGAGCCUGGCGGCCGCCCGCGUGGGCAAGGCCCCCGCCUGCGAGAGGGACUCGGGGGAGAUGAAGCCGGCCACGGCCCAGCAGCGCAACCGGACGAGGGAGAGGCCCUACAUCUGCCCCGAGUGCGGCAAGAGCUUCAUGCUCAAGAUCAACUUCGUGAUCCACCAGCGCAACCACCUCAAGGAGGGGCCCUACGAGUGCCACGACUGCGACCUCAGCUUCCGCAACAAGCAGCAGUUCCUGCUGCACCAGCGCAGCCACACGCGCCGCGGCGUGGGGGUGCCCCGGCGCCCCGAGCACGGCCUCAAGCCCCAGCCGCGUCCCCCGCCCCCGGGGAAGCCCUACAAGUGCUCCGAGUGCGAGAGCAGCUUCAGCCACAAGUCGAGCCUCAGCAAGCACCAGAUCACCCACGUCGGGGAGCGGCCCUUCACCUGCGGCGAGUGCCGGCGGAGCUUCCGCCUGCAGAUCAGCCUCAUCAUGCACCAGAGGAUCCACGCCGGCAAGAGCGAGAUGGCCUUCCUCUGCCCCCAGUGCGGCAAGAACUUCACCCGGCCCUCCCACCUCCUGCGGCACCAGCGGACUCACACCGGCGAGCGGCCCUACCAGUGCAGCCAGUGCGAGAAGACCUUCAGCGAGAAGUCCAAGCUCACCAACCACUACCGCAUCCACACGCGGGAGCGCCCGCACGCCUGCGCCGUCUGCGGGAAGGGCUUCAUCCGCAAGCACCACCUCCUGGAGCACCAGCGCAUCCACACGGGCGAGCGGCCCUACCACUGCACCGAGUGCGGCAAGAACUUCACGCAGAAGCACCACCUCCUGGAGCACCAGCGGGCGCACACCGGCGAGCGGCCCUACCCCUGCACCGAGUGCACCAAGUGCUUCCGCUACAAGCAGUCCCUCAAGUACCACCUGAGGACGCACAUGGGAGAGUGAGGGGCUGCCACGGCUUCCUCUCCCUUCCCUUCCCUUCCCUUCCCUCCCUCCAGCCCUCCUCCUCCUCUUCCUCCUCCUUUGCUCAUCUCUCCCCACCCUCCCUCCAUCCCCCCCGGCUCAGGGCAUGGACAUCAAGGAAGCUUUGUGUGGUAGCGCCGCUGCUCUGGUGGAGACAGCUAGGCUGAUUGGAAAUAAAUUAAUUAAUUAAAGCAAGCAACGCGCGGCAAAAUUAAAAGAUUAUAUAUAUAUAAAAUUAACAGAAGCAGCUGACUUAGGGAGGAUCCUCACCAUCAACAACAACAGCAACAACAACAAAGGAAACCUGUACAGGGUGUUUUGCCGGAGUAGGACUCUUAACUGCUUUUUAAAUCUACUGUUUGGUUUUUUAAUAAAUGUGGAGGAACUUUUUAUUUGAUAAGCAAACUUAGGAUCGCCAAGCUAUAUAUAUAUAUAUAUUUUUUUUUUCAGUGCUCCGUAGGCUGAUUCUGGCACAGUCACUUUUGUCCAGGAGCUCUGCAGAGGUGCUGCUGCCCCGGCGAGGUGCUGCCUCCUCCCGGCUCUCGGGGCUGGCCGCGGCGGCACCGCGUGGCGGCAGGGAGCUCCGGCAGAUGCAGGCGGCAAGGAGGUUCUCUGUGUAUCUAGAUUUGAAGCGCUGAUAGGUGCCUGCCCGGCUCUCGGGGCUGUGACGCACUCAUGGAUUAUACAAUAGAAUAAAAUUCUAGUUCCAGUCAAA